Molecule: messenger RNA, 1910 nt
Organism: Eruca vesicaria subsp. sativa (arugula)
Lineage: Eukaryota; Viridiplantae; Streptophyta; Magnoliopsida; Brassicales; Brassicaceae
Source: the annotation of a GenBank genome assembly
AAAGAAAAAGAAAUAAAAAUCUUGAAAAGUCGUUUUGCUCUGCUCUCUCUCUAUCUCUCAAAUCGGUUCGUUCCUCAGCCAUGCGAACUCAUCCUCUAAAGCUCUCUCUCUUUCUCUCUUUCGUCUUGUAGCUAAGCUUCCAUCUUCAGAUCGAGAUUCGAUUCCAUCAGCUAACUUACUUCGUGUUAUCUUCCACUUGGCAUCUUCUGACGAUGAGUACGAACUGGAAAUCUGUUCGAUUAAGGCUCUGUGCGCGAACUCUACUGUUUUUGCUAGCGAGUUUGAGCUUCGAUUCGUGUUUUUCGUUUGAAAACGAAGAAGGUGUGACGAGAGAUCUAUGGACUGAUGAUAGAGAUGACUUGGAUUCGAGAGGUGUUAGUUUCCACAGGAAGUUACUUGGUCGUUACCGUAACCCCUACACUCAUUUGAAUACGUUUAAGGAUCGUCCUCCUGUGGCAGCUGUUACACCAGCGUCAUCUUCUGUUCCUUCUCAGAGAGGUAGAACCAGUAAGACUCCGACAUUGCAUUCACCACGAAGAAGUCCACCUGCCCUGCAUGUUUCUGCUCCACCUCCUUCUGUGUCCCUUUCAAAUACUCCUAGCGUAAAAAGAAGUUCUUCAAGCAGCAUGGUUCCUAUUGUGGCUGGCUGUGUUGGCGGUGCUGUGUUUUUGCUUCUUUUAGCUACUGGUGUCUUCUUUUUCAAAAGUAAGGCUGGUGAAUCUGUGAAUCCUUGGAGUACAGGUCUUAGUGGACAACUUCAGAAAGUUUUCAUAACUGGUGUCCCAAAACUGAAAAGAUCUGAGAUCGAAGCUGCCUGUGAAGAUUUCAGUAAUGUCAUUGGGUCUUGUCCUAUUGGUACAUUGUUCAAAGGGACUUUAUCGAGUGGAGUGGAGAUAGCUGUGGCUUCUGUUGCUACUGCUUCUGCCAAAGAAUGGACUAAUAACAUAGAAAUGCAGUUCAGAAAGAAGAUUGAAAUGCUAUCCAAGAUAAACCACAAGAACUUUGUCAACCUUCUUGGCUACUGUGAAGAAGAUGAGCCUUUCACUAGGAUCUUGGUCUUUGAAUACGCAUCAAACGGAUCUGUCUUUGAACAUUUACACUAUAAAGAAUCAGAACACUUGGACUGGAUAAUGCGGCUAAGAAUAACAAUGGGUGUAGCAUAUUGCCUUGACCACAUGCACGGACUCAAGCCACCUAUAGUCCACAGCAAUCUUCUCUCAUCAUCACUUCACCUCACAGAGGAUUACGCAGUCAAAAUCGCAGAUUUCAAUUUCGGUUACCUAAAAGGCCCAUCAGAGACAGAAACCAGCACUAAUGCACUCAUUGACACGCACGUCUCAGUCACAACCCAAGAAGACAACGUCCACAGCUUCGGUUUGCUGAUGUUCGAAAUAAUGACCGGGAAACUCCCAGAGUCUGUCAGAAAAGGUGACUCAGUAGAUACCGGUUUAGCUGAGUUCUUGAGAGGCAAGACUCUGAGGGAGAUGGUGGAUCCAACGCUGGAAUGUUUUGAUGAGAAGAUUGAGAGUAUAGGCGAAGUGAUCAAAAGCUGUGUAAGAACAGACCCGAAACAGAGACCGACGAUGAAGGAAGUCACAGGGAGGUUACGAGAGAUCACAGGAUUGUCACCAGACGAUGCUAUUCCGAAACUUUCAGCUCUCUGGUGGGCAGAGCUGGAAGUGCUGUCCACUGCGUGAGAAAGAAAGAGUACUACUACGUUGCUUCAUGACGAAUCUGUUUUGAAGUAACAUAGAGUAUCCCGAUUCAAGUAUUUGUUUGCUCGAUCCAAGAAUUUAGUUAAGAUGAUGGAGUUGAAGAAACAGCCUACAAAGUAAUGAAAAAAAAAUAUAUCGUCACGUUUGUCAUGAAACUAGUAUUACAUGAUGGUGUGGAUUUAGUCAGACUAUAGA